Molecule: messenger RNA, 1776 nt
Organism: Paramecium sonneborni
Lineage: Eukaryota; Ciliophora; Oligohymenophorea; Peniculida; Parameciidae
Source: the annotation of a GenBank genome assembly
AUGAAAUGCUUUGAUCAUAAUUCACCUUAUACUUUGAUAUGUUAAGUUAAAGAUUGCAAUUAGAAAUUACUUUGUAAUCAAUGUAUGAUAAAGCAUAAUGCUCAACACUAUCCUAUGAUUUAAAGUUUAUCUGAUAUGGAUUAUCAAAUAAAAUAGGUUCCAUAAUUGCUUGAAAAGGAUCUUGAUACUUUGAAAGCUAAGUUGUAUUCAAUUUAAAAUCAUAUGACAAUUGAGAAGGAUUAGCUAAAAAAAUAAUUGAUGAAACUAUCUGAUGUUUUAAAAUCUCGUAUAAAUGCUGAAGUUGAUGAUUUUUGUUCUUCAGCUUUAGAAUAUACAAAUUCUUAUUAUAAAUAAUAUGAGACUGAUAUAGGGAGUUUACUUGGAGUAAUAUCAGAACAUUUAAAUAUGGUAGCCCCAUAUACAACAAGGGUUAGACCAAUAAAUGAAAAUCAAUUUGGAAUGUUGAUGGAUUUUCAAGAUAAGAUGCUUGGAAAUAUUUUACCAAGUCUAACAAAGAAAGCAGAAGUAAUUUCAAAACAAGUUCUAGAGAAUCAGUUAUAUAUGAGGACCGAUCAUUUUUAUGCAAUUGUAAAAACGGCACUUGGAAAAGCAUUGUAGUCUUAUAAUUUAUUUAAGAAUAAUGAAUUUUAAAUAGAAUAAAAAAGAUCUAUGCAUUUAUAAACAGAAGAAGUACCUGAAUUAGUAAAAUCAGCAUUAUAUCCAAUGAGUGAUUUUAAAAGAAAUGCAAUGGAAUUAUUAAGAGAUCAUUAAUAAUAAGAAAGAAAGUCUGCACGUAUAUAUAGAGCAGAGGAAGGAUUUAAUUUACCUAAAAAUCGAAGUUCAGCUGAAUUUAAUGGAUCUCGAUUUAUUUAUGCAAAAGCAAUAAAUACAGUAUUAAGUGGACAUACUGAUAUAGUGACUUGUAUUUGUAUAUUUUCUGAAUCUUCUUUAAUAUCAGCAGGAGGAGGUGGCAUAAUAAAAAUAUGGGAUAUAGAUGGAGGUUUAGCAUUGGGAUAAAUGAAUGAACAUGCAGGAGAUGUUUGGGCAUUAACAAAAAUUAAUGAAAGUAGUUUUGGUAGUGCUAGUGCUGAUUAAACAGUUAGAAUAUGGAAUUAUUAAAGAAUGGUAUGUGAAAGUGUUUUAGUUGGUCAUUUAUAACCUGUUAAAGCUCUAGUUUAUUUGAAAGACUUAGAAUAUUUGGCAUCAGGUAGUUUAGAUAGUACUAUUAAAAUAUGGACAAGUAAUAGACCAAAGUUAAAAUUAACAAUUUAAAAUAAUUAGAGAGUUAGAGCAUUAUGUUAUGUUUAAGCAAAAGGACUUAUAGUAAGUGGCGGAGAAAAUACUCUCAGUGUAUUUAAUAUAUUGAAUGGAUAUUGUAGAGAUUAAUUAGAAGGGCAUACUGGAGAAGUGUUAUGUUUAAAAUAUCUAUAAGAAUCACUUAUGGGUGAAUUCAUGUCAGUAAUUGCAUCUGGAGGAGCAGAUAAGAAAAUUAUUAUAUGGAAUCUUGAUAGAGCUAUUAAAUUACAUAUUUUUGUUGGACAUUAAGAAGCUGUUACAUGUCUCACAUUUGAUAUUGAAAAUAGGUAAUUAUGGUCAGGAGGAGCUGAUAGAACUAUUAGAUGUUGGGAUAUUGCUACAGGAAAAUCUAUAUUAACUGCUAAAAGACAUUCUGAAUAAAUCAGUUCAAUUGAAUAUAUGCCUGGAAGAGAAUUAAUUAUUACAGCAAGUUGGGAUCAUAGAAUUAGAGUAACCUAAAGAUCUAUUGUUAUGAAUUGA